Molecule: messenger RNA, 1068 nt
Organism: Mauremys mutica (yellowpond turtle)
Lineage: Eukaryota; Metazoa; Chordata; Testudines; Geoemydidae
Product: blue-sensitive opsin
Exons: 5
Coding region: 1-1068 (355 amino acids)
Biological process (GO): G protein-coupled receptor signaling pathway; phototransduction; visual perception
Cellular component (GO): photoreceptor outer segment; membrane
Molecular function (GO): G protein-coupled receptor activity
Source: RefSeq, a predicted model, not a curated record
AUGAACGGGACAGAAGGUGUCAAUUUCUAUGUGCCGCUCUCCAAUAAAACAGGGCUGGUGCGGAGCCCCUUUGAGUACCCACAGUAUUACCUAGCCGAACCCUGGAAGUACCGAAUCGUGUGCUGCUAUAUCUUCUUUCUCAUCUUCACCGGGCUCCCCAUCAAUCUCCUCACCCUCCUUGUCACUUUCAAACACAAGAAGCUGCGGCAGCCACUCAACUACAUCCUGGUCAACCUGGCGGUGGCGGAUCUCUUCAUGGCUUGCUUUGGCUUCACCGUCACCUUCUACACGGCCUGGAACGGCUACUUUAUCUUCGGGCCCAUAGGCUGUGCCGUGGAGGGCUUCUUUGCCACGCUGGGAGGUCAGGUUGCCCUGUGGUCGCUGGUCGUCCUGGCCAUAGAGCGUUAUAUCGUGGUGUGUAAGCCCAUGGGCAACUUCCGCUUCUCUGCCACCCAUGCCUUGAUGGGCAUCAGUUUUACCUGGGCAAUGGCCUUUUCCUGCGCUGCUCCACCCCUGUUUGGCUGGUCCAGAUACAUUCCUGAGGGCAUGCAGUGCUCUUGUGGCCCAGAUUACUACACCCUCAACCCUGACUACCACAACGAAUCCUACGUCGUCUACAUGUUCAUGGUCCACUUCAUCAUCCCGGUGGUGGUCAUCUUCUUCUCCUACGGGCGGCUCAUAUGCAAAGUCCGAGAGGCAGCCGCCCAGCAGCAGGAGUCGGCCAGCACCCAGAAGGCAGAGAGGGAGGUGACCCGCAUGGUGAUCCUCAUGGUUCUAGGCUUUCUCAUGGCCUGGACACCCUAUGCCUUGGUGGCGUUCUGGAUCUUCACCAACAAGGGGGCGGACUUCUCCGCUACUCUCAUGUCAGUGCCUGCCUUCUUCUCCAAGAGCUCCUCUCUCUACAACCCCGUCAUCUAUGUCCUCAUGAACAAACAGUUCCGUAACUGCAUGAUCACCACAAUCUGCUGCGGCAAGAACCCCUUUGGGGAUGAUGACGUUUCCUCGACCGUAUCCCAGAGCAAGACUGAGGUAUCUUCUGUUUCCUCCAGUCAAGUGUCACCAGCAUAG